Molecule: messenger RNA, 2471 nt
Organism: Strongylocentrotus purpuratus (purple sea urchin)
Lineage: Eukaryota; Metazoa; Echinodermata; Echinoidea; Camarodonta; Strongylocentrotidae
Product: myo-inositol 2-dehydrogenase
Exons: 8
Coding region: 363-1406 (347 amino acids)
Biological process (GO): NADPH regeneration
Cellular component (GO): cytoplasm
Molecular function (GO): oxidoreductase activity; nucleotide binding
Source: RefSeq, a predicted model, not a curated record
UCCGGCCGUUCCUCCCUGAUAAGCUAUAGCUCCUCGCAAUCACGGAACAGAGCUAAGCAGUGCCGUGGCCGUAGAGUUAGAAAUUCAUCUUAAGUAUCAGUCUAUACUUAUUUAGUGACAUUACUUAGGCAAGCUGUGAAAAAGGGAACUGAGACUUCGACACUGGAUUCUGGAACGUACUCUUCAUUUCGUCGACAAAUGUGCUGUUUUCUCUGCACUAUAGGGGCCUAAAGUAUAAGUUCCAAACAGACCUCAAUAAUUACCGGUAUAUAGGUACAACCUAGCUCGUAUUCGUUGUGCAUUGUCGACCCCUGGUGAGACUUGGCCUAGCUGUAGUGCAUCGUAAAGAUUUAAGAAUCACCAUGACUUCCGUUGAACGCAAAAAGAAGAUAGGAGUAGCCCUGUUUGGCGUGGGGCGUGCUGGCACGAUCCACAUCAAGAACCUUGCCGCGUCUCCUCGUGUAGAUCUAAGAUGGAUUGUGGAAGAGGACACCAAAAAGGUCACGCCCAUCCUGGAGCAGCUCUACCUCUACGAUACCCAGGUCAUCUCCACCAAAGACAUUUCUAACGUCUGGAAUGACGAGAAGACGGAUGCAAUAGUUGUGUGUGUUCCUACUCUUCUUCACGAGGCUAUCGUACUAAAAGGGUUGGAUGCGAGGAAAGCUAUAUUUGUGGAGAAACCCAUCGCUGUCAAGUUAAAAGAUGCCAGGGAAUGCUACAUCAAGGCUGCAAAGGUGGGCAAACCUCUGUUCUGUGCUUUCAACAGACGGUUUGACCCAUCCAUCCGUAAGCUGAGACAGAGGGUGCAGAAUGGAGAGAUAGGGCAGAUCAGGUGUAUAAAAUCAACCGCCAGGGAUGGCUCUUUCCCUCCAGUAGAAUACCUUAAAAUAUCAGGUGGAUUCUACCAUGACUGUGCUAUUCACGACAUCGACCUAAUUCUAUGGAUACUAGGUGAGAAACCAAUCAGUGUCUUUGCUCAGGGCCACGCCUUCAACGAUGCCACCAAAGCCAUGAACGAUGUUGAUCAGGCGGCCAUUGUUCUGAAAUUUCCAAGUGGGGUCCUGGCAACCAUCGACCUUAACCGCGAAGCUGUUUACGGUUAUGACCAGCGAUUAGAGGUUUUGGGAUCCAAAGGUAUGAUGCAGUCUCAAAACAGAAUAGAAGCACCUCUCACAAGGCACAAUGAAGAAGGUGAGCUUCUGGAUCCUAUCUUCCCAUCCUUUGUGGAGCGCUACAGCCAGUCGUACUGUGAUGAGAUGGACCACUUCCUUGAUGCUGUAGAAGGAAAGACAGACAAGCUAGAUGUGACGAUGGAGGAUACUUUGUGUACCUCUUGGAUUGCAGAUCUGUGUGAAAAGUCUAUGCAUCAGGGCAAAGUGAUCCCUUUCACCAUGCCUCAGUUUUAAAGGCAUAGACCACUUUUGGAACCCCCCCCCCCCCCCCUCAAAAAAAAAAAAUCUUAUUACCAAUCUUGUGAAAGAAUUAUGUUUUGACCAAUAUGUGAUGAUACAAAUUUUGCCUGGAAACCACCUACCAAUUGAUAUAUUUGGUAAAUUAUCAUAUCUACCAGGACUGGAUAGAUCCCAGGAUAAAUAUAGGGUAGUCCCAUGUGCAUCUUUCUGUGUACAGUGCUUGUAACUUUACCACGGCCGGACUGGGCCAAAUUUGUUAUCAUUUUAAUGAUUCCAGAACCUUGCAGUAUAUACACAACAAUACUUAUAUGCUAUAAUCAUGAUCAACCUUUUCUGAUUGAUUCCACACCCAUUUCUUUCACACCAGAACUCAACUAGGAUCUUCUAUUUAUGUGGGUAGGAAGAUUAUACGAGAUCCAACAUUUGCUCCGAAGAUGAUUGCUCCAAGCUUCAUUUUGUCUAAAGCAUAGAGUUAGACUAUGAAAUUAUUUUCAUAUUUGUUUACAUAUGUCUUCAGAUGUAUAGAGAAAAUAUUGGCCUUUUAUAUAUGUUUGGAAUGGUAUACAGAGCCAAUUCAUUGCUUUGUGGCAUUGAAUUUAAAUUCACCUAAAAUGUAAUUAAAUUGUAAUAAUAUAUAGUUGGGAGGAUUAAGGAAUUGAUUAGAUCAUUUUUUCCCAAUUUUUAUCAUCAAUAAUGGUAUGCUUUCACUCAAACUUUCAGAUAAUCUUUAAUUGUACAUCUAGCAUUGAAGUCACUACCUUAGCACCAUUUUCUCUCAUCUGAACAAUGUUACCAAGUCCCUUUGAUAUAUUACAAUGAAAUCAUGCAAGACAAAGCUGAAUUCUACAGAUCAGACAAGAGAUGACUUGCUGUUCGGAAUGUUAUAGAUUUGUGAUCAUGAAUGUUUGCUUUGAAAUUCUUUUCAAUUAAUGAAAUGGUAAGUAGUACUUUAGUAUGAAUAAAGGGAAAAUGAUUUUAUAAGUACCGGUAUAAGAAUGUGUGUGAUUACCAUGUUAAGUUUUGUAGGGAAAAUGAUAAUAAACUUGAUCAAAAAUGAAA